Messenger RNA from Naegleria fowleri, 2547 nucleotides. RefSeq lists its product as uncharacterized. NCBI's taxonomy places the organism in Eukaryota, Heterolobosea, Eutetramitea, Acrasida, Naegleriidae. The transcript has 2 exons. Gene Ontology annotation, molecular function: catalytic activity; pyridoxal phosphate binding; molybdenum ion binding. The coding region runs from base 1 to 2547 and encodes 848 amino acids. The record is from RefSeq and is a predicted model, not a curated record.
AUGUCCUCAUCAUUUUCAAUUCGUGCUGUAGAACCCUCUUCUGCUCAUCAUCAGGAUGAAGAAGGAAUUUCCUCCUCGACGUCGUACUUUUCCGAGAUGGAACAAUUGAGAGAGAAAUACUUUGAUCCGAGUGGUCAGGUCAUUCAUUUGGAUCAUGCAGGAAGUACCAUGUACAGUUCGGAAUGUUUAAAGAAAGUUUUUGAAAAAUUAUUUAAUCAUCACGCCAAUCUCCUCUCGAAUCCACAUAGCGAUGGGUCAUUUUCUGCCAAUUUAACCAAUCAACUCAUCGCAGAGAGUAGACAAUUUGUACUCCAAGAAAUAUUUAACACCUCUCUCAAGGAAUAUGAUUUGGUUUUUACAUUGAAUGCUUCACAUUCUUUGAAAAUUAUUUCUGAAUGUUUUCCUUUGAGUGCCAAAUCAUGUGUGUCCUAUCUCACACUUUCUCACAAUUCUUUAAUUGGAGCACUUCGAUCUUGUUUAAAUCCCAACCAUGAGGAAUUUCAACACGAUCAUGUACCAUAUCAUUCGAAUCGAGUAAUUGUAUGCAAUAACUUGGAAGAGGUACGAGAAAAAGUGAAAGAAUGGAGUGAGGAUGACCAUCAUCUUGUUGGACUUACCGCAGAAUGCAAUAGUACAGGAACAAAAUUUGAUGAUUUUACCAUUUUUCCUUACCUUAACAGGCAUCAUCCAAACGUUUACACAAUUUUAGAUGUUUCAAAACACUCAAGUACCAAUGUCCCUAUUGAUCUAUCCAAGUACAAACCAGAUUUUGUUGUCUUCAGUUUUUACAAAUGGUUUGGAUAUCCAACAGGUCUCGGCGCUUUAUUAAUUCGUAAAAUGAGAGUCUCAAAUAUUGAUUUCAGGCCAAGAAAUGGAUACUUUUCUGGCGGUGUGGUUCAAGUCAAUACUGCGAAAGCUCCUUUUUUCACGAAAUAUAGAGCAGAUUCCUUCCAUUCCAUGCUUGAAAAUGGUACAUUGCCAUUUCUGACAAUUUGCGAAAUGCUUUUUUAUUUGAAAGAAAUUCAACAAAUGUAUAGUUCGAAAAGUUGUAAAAAGAGUUCAAAUUCAGAACAAAACGGGCAACAAGAAUCGUUGAUUCCCUUUCGAGAAAUUUUUAAAAUCAUUCAACAGCAUUGCAAUCAUGUACAAGAAUAUUGUGCUAAACAAUUGAAAAAUCUAUGUCACUAUAAUGGAGCAAAAGUCGUUCACAUCUACAAUGAAGAUAACAUUGGAAAGACAAGUAUCAUUAAUAUGAAUGUAUUUAACAGCAGAGGACAAAUGGUUGGAUACUCUCAAGUUCAAGAAAUAUGUUCUCUCAAUUUGUUCAAUAUCAGAACUGGAUGCUUCUGUGUUCCAGGAGCAUGUCAACAGUUGUUCAAUAUUUCGAGUGAAGAAAUGAUUGACAAUUUCAAGAGAGGAGGAAAAAUUUGCUGGGAUAACUCUAUGGACGUCAUUCCAGGAAGUAGCAAACCAACGGGAAGUGUGAGACUCUCGUUUGGUUAUUGUUCAAUUUUGGCAGAUGUAGACAAAUUUAUUUCCUUGUUAAAGUCACAUUUUGUUGAGACGUGUCCCAAUGUAGGAAGUCUUGUGAAGCCCAAGUACAACGUCAUGGACGACAGAAUCAAAGUGACACACUUCUAUAUUUAUCCAAUUAAGGGAUGCGGAGCCAUGAAACUCUUUCAAGAACAUAGAUGCGACAAACACAAAAAUGUGACCAGUUGGAAUUUACACAACGAUACGGGAGCUUACUUGGAUCGAGAGUGGGCAAUUCUUGACGAAAAGAAUGGAGUACUUGGAUUGAAAAAGUGUCCUCGCCUUGCAUUGAUUGAACCAUUCAUUGAUCUAGAGAGGAGACUUCUCAUAAUCUCUCUAUGGAAAUCUAUGGAACAACAAGAUGUACAAUUCAUUCACGAGCCAACAACUAUUCAAUUACCGUUAGAUGAGUUUCCCUCCAUCAUGUUGGAUGAUGCAACUAUUUGUGGACGGCAUUAUGAAACUUGCGUGUACUCGGGCGAUGUCAAUGAAAAAUUAUCAUGCUUCCUUGGCCAAUCGGUUCGCCUCAUCCGAAGAAAAAAGAGUGACAAUGAAAUGGAAAGUACCUCUAACAAGUGUAAAUCCUCGUUUUCCAAUGAGGGAAAUAAGGGAUUGUUUUUGAUUUUAAAUGAGUCUUCGUUGAUCGAUCUAAACCAACGAUUGAAAAACUCUCAGAGUGCCACUGCAAACAGCAACGAAAACUCAACGGAUAGUAUUGAGUGGUUAAUUGAUCGGAUGAGACCAAACAUUGUCAUUCGAGGACUGGAAGCUUAUGAAGAAGACCACAUCAAAUCUCUCUACAUUCAUGACAUUCCUUUCCAAAUUAACUUUUCAUGUCCCAGAUGUACCACUAUUUGUAUGAAUCCAAAAACUCUCAAACAAGAACAAGAACCUUUAAAAACUCUCUAUACAUACAGAAAACAAGAACAUAGUGCCAUGUUUGGUGUUUUGGCCAAUCAUUACAUCAUUACUCAAGGAAGUGAUGAGAAACCUGUAAUGAUGAAAUUUUAUUGA